AUGCACCAUAUAGUGCUCUGUACUCCAUACAAUGCUGGGCUUCGGUAUGUCGCCUAUCUAGGCACCGCGGCAUACAUCGGCGCUCUAGCGCCGCGCCCUAUGUUGUACUGCCACAAUAAUUUACAGAUUGCCCGAUAUGUGGAGACCAAGAACAUGGAUAAUAUGCACAUAUAUGGAGCAUCGCCACUAUUCCAGCUCAGCUGGAACGUGUCGCCAUCCCAGUUCGCAAGAUAA
Messenger RNA from Penicillium expansum, 234 nucleotides. RefSeq lists its product as uncharacterized. Bases 1 to 234 code for a protein of 77 amino acids. NCBI's taxonomy places the organism in Eukaryota, Fungi, Ascomycota, Eurotiomycetes, Eurotiales, Aspergillaceae. The record is from RefSeq and is a predicted model, not a curated record. The transcript has a single exon.